Halichondria panicea is the source of this 1765-nucleotide messenger RNA. RefSeq names its product dnaJ homolog subfamily C member 21-like. Gene Ontology annotation, cellular component: cytoplasm. NCBI's taxonomy places the organism in Eukaryota, Metazoa, Porifera, Demospongiae, Suberitida, Halichondriidae. Bases 87 to 1541 code for a protein of 484 amino acids. Gene Ontology annotation, molecular function: nucleic acid binding; zinc ion binding. The record is from RefSeq and is a predicted model, not a curated record. The transcript is spliced from 13 exons.
UUGCUGACUCAGCAAACAAACACGUGGAUAUUUAUAGAUGACUAAGUGUUUUACAGAGUUCAAUCUAUGCUUAUAGGUAUCUAGCCAUGAAAUGCCACUAUGAGGUGCUAGGAGUUGACAGGAGUGCCUCUGAUGGAGACAUUAAACGAGCCUACCGUAGACUGGCGCUCAAGCUCCACCCUGACAAGAACCAGGACAAUGUGGAUGAGUGUACCCGACUGUUCACUGCAGUCCAGCAGGCUUAUGAGGUGCUCAGUGACCCACAGGAGAGAGCCUGGUACGACAAGCACAGAGAAGACAUACUUCGUGGAGCUGGGUCUGACUUCAAGGAUGAUAGCUUCAAUCUCAUGCCUUUCUUCUCAACAACCUGUUUCAGUGGCUACAAUGAUGACAAGAAGGGCUUCUAUGCAGUGUAUAUAGACGUGUUCUAUCGAGUGGGGGAAGAGGAGGUUCCUUAUAUGGACGAAGACGAUGAGCCACUCCCAUCUUUUGGGGACUCAACCAGUGACUAUGAAAGUGUGGUUCACAGCUUCUACAGCUACUGGCAGAGUUUCACCACUCACAAGUCAUAUGCGUGGGAGGAUAUGCAUGACCUGCGUGAUGCACCCAACAGACGAGUGCAACGACUCAUGGAGAAAGAAAACAAGAAAUUGAGGGAGGCAGCCAAGAGGAAAACCAACGAAACCGUCCGGGCUCUGGUGGCAUUUGUAAGGAAGAGAGAUAAAAGAGUACAAGCUUAUAAGCAGUUAGUGUUGGAAGAGCGAGAAAUGGUGAGGCAGCAGAAAGUGGCUGAGAAGAGAGCAAAGGACAGAGAGAAAAGACUGAAACUACAAGAGGAGUACCAGCGUGACCCAACCCACUCUGAGGCUGCAGCUCUGUUUGAGGAAGAACUUCAGUCAAUGGCCACUCAACUGGACCAGGAGUUUGGGAAGGACUCAGACAGUAGUGGUGAGGAGUCUAUUGACGAGGAUCUGUUCUGUCCGGCAUGCAACAAAAUGUUCAGGACUGACAAAUCGUUUGCUAAUCACCAACGCUCCAAGAAGCAUAGAGAAAACGCUGCUCUGUUACGGAAACUUCUUCAAGAAGAGGAUGCUGAUUUGCAGGCCCAACAGUCGCAUGACAAUUGCGCUCAAAGUGUUGAGGACAAGCUAGAAGAAUUGAGUUUACAAACGUCAAGCACGCUUACCUUGGAUUCCACAAAAGAGGAAGUAUUGCCAAACUUAAGCAUAAACAAUGAAAUUGUUAGUGAGAGUGCUGGAGUGGGUGUGACCAGUACUGAAGUAGGUGGAGUUAGUAGUUCGGACACUGAUGAGGAUGUACCACUGGAACUCUUAAGGAAUAAGAAGUCUCAUGCGAGUCGAGUUGAUACAGUUGAGGUUACCUUCCCUGAGGCAGUUGAACGCUCAUCACCCCCAUCCCCCACUGAUGUACUCACACACAUACACCAUCACGCAGAGAUAACGAUGUACAUGUACCUUACAAGGCUAAGAAGAAAGGGAAAGGGAAAGGGAAGAAGAAAGCAUCUGGUGCAGCAGACCUGAAAGCUUCACAGUCUCAGCUCAACUACUGUAAUGUUUGUAAGAGUGACUUCCCCUCAAGAAACAAACUGUUUCAGCAUAUCAAGGACACAGGGCAUGCUAUACAUGUGAACAGUGACCAGCCAAAACUAAAGACCUCUAAAAACUCUCGUAGGAAAAAAUAGCCCGUAAACUCAUCUUGCUGUAUUUUUGUGCCACCAUUAAAUUAUUAUUUGUGCUGUUUUUAA